This is a messenger RNA of Astrephomene gubernaculifera, 10941 nucleotides long. Lineage: Eukaryota; Viridiplantae; Chlorophyta; Chlorophyceae; Chlamydomonadales; Astrephomenaceae. The record is from the annotation of a GenBank genome assembly.
GAUAGUUUGAGCAUGGACGAGCGUCCGUAUUUAUGUUCCAAAGGCCCAUGCCCCGAAGGAUGUUUGCAAUCAGUGGCUGCUUCGAGUAAGGAUCACCUUCAUGUGACAUUGACGUAACCUGGUGCAGCAUGUGUUGAAUCUUGUUGCCAGUUGAAAAGCCCGUCAACAUUGACACCGCUAGUCGCAGACGACCGGCUUGAACCUUUUGACCGACUCACAUUGAUUUAAUAUGACCUGGUAGGAUUGCAUUCGGCUGACAAUGCAGCAAAUUCAGCAAGGACAGCCGUAUAGUUCCGGUGCGAACCCCUCGGUGGACCUCCACAAAUUACUGAAAGAGAUCAAAGAACUUAAAGCGGGCUUACUGGGCGACAGCACCACUCAUGACAAUCCAACUUUUGAGGGACUACCGUGGGAAGCACACAGUACUAUGCAGAACUCAGACACGCUACAGCUCGACAACCAUAUGGAGGACCUUGAUGAAUCCCUUGAAGAUAUGGUUGCCAACGACGUUGGGCUCCAGUACAUCCUGAGCCCACAGGCUGAGGAGCAUGUGGUGAAAGCCAGAUUCCAAGGCGACAUGGACGGCUCACCAGCUCUCUGGGCUGGUCAGGCAUCCGCGGUAGAUAACAGCUUCAGUGAUGCUGCAUCAAUUUCUGGCCUGUCGACUGCCUCUACUCCAGCCGCCGUUCCCACGGCGCCCCACGACUCCAUACAGCGCCGCACGACUCGCAGUGCUGUGUUCCCGCCUGGUGCGGCGCCACUUACGCCUCAGCCGCCGUCAGCUCCAGGUGCUGCAGGUCAAAGCAAGACACCAGCGUCUGCAGCUUCGCAGCCAGCCAGCGCGGCACGGAAGAUUGGCAGUCGCAUCGCCCGCCCCGCCACGCACGCAACCCCAAGCCGCGCUUUUGCAUCCACAACCAGCCCUACAGCCGUGUCCACCGCAGCCUCCGUCCGCAGCUCAGCCAAUUUCGGCACGCCAGGCGCGUCAACUCCGGUAGCUGGCGCCGUACACUCUGCAUCCACAGUUACACCAUCGCAGUCCCGUACAGCACGUCAAAAGGUGACCACGGCUGUCAGCGCUAUUGGGGCGACUUCAAAUGUCAGUCGCACCGUGGCUCGCAGCACUGCCUGCACCCCGCCACCAGCGGGCACAAGCGCCUCCAAGCCGGCGGCCCCAGGCUGCGGAGCUGGAGCCAGCAGCAUGGCUCCCAGUGCGGGGCCCGGAAGCUGUGCCCGCAAACGUCCGCCGCAGAACGGACCCGAGGGCCAUGCCAUCACACCCGCACGCAAACUGGGGCCUGGGCUGGGCCCGGGAGCGGCCUCCGCCACGCCGACGCAUCCAGCUGCUGCGGCGUCGGUAGGGAAGUUCGGUCGGCCUCCAACCAACGCCACAGCAGCGAGCUCCAUCAAGUCGCCCACCAAGAUCACACAGGGGCCGGGCAUCGCCUCGCCACGUGCGUCGCGUAUCGGGCACCCGGCAGCUCCUGCCCCUGUCGCAGCCAUCUCUUCACCUGCGGGUAUGGGCGCUCCCUCGCCUAACGCAAAGCCCGUGCGGGUUGCCGCUGUCGCCGCUGCUGCGGUUGCUGAGGACCCCGAGGCGCAGGCGUCGCCUCCGUCUUUGACGCUGCCAACCAUUGGCGGGGGCGACACCCUGGUGGAUGAGUCGCUUGAGAGCUUGCUUGAGAACGACCCCGCGCUGAGCAGCUUCCUAGCGGCGGCGAAGCCGACCGACGCGGUCAUUAUUGACGGCGCCGCUGCAACAAGUGAGACGCUACAGCGGCGCACUUCGGACGAGCUGCUGCGACCCCUGGCGGCCGCCAUGGCCGGAGGACAGGCGCUCAACAGCUUGCUGGAUGGCGACGUGGACGCGGAGAUGAGCAUGCUGUUUGACGGCGGCGGCAGCCCCGACGAUCAUGUGGCUGACUGCAAUGGCGGGUCGCCUGUGGCCUUGGCCAUGCAUGGCGAUUUGGGUUCCGCGAUUAGCACUGCUGCUACGCCCAUGGACGAGGAGGUUGUGGAAAGCACGGCAGCGGCGACAAGCACAGCCGAGGCUGAGGCGGCAUUGCAGCAGGUGCAGACUCCAUCGCCUCAAGUGCAAGAGGUGUUCCAGAGUUCGUCGGCAGCCGAGACCACGCCUGGCGCUGCAAACACGGAUGCGGAAUCCCUUGGGUGCACUGCUCGCAAGGUGCGGGAGCUGCUGGGUCUGGAUCGGGUGGUCGGAGGAGAGGAGUGCCAGCAGAUGGACAGCGAGGAGCUCUGGCGUAACAUCACGGUCGAGGCCAGCACCAUGUUUGCGGGGCAACCGGAGGGGUACGACACGUCGGAGCCGGUAGAUCUGACACCCGUCGGCCAGUCGCCAUCUGCGGCGGAGGCGACGGUCACAUCUCCAGCCGCGGCCAUAGCCACACAACCUGCUGGUGAUGAACCGCUUGCGGAGGCGAUGUUGACUAGGACCAUGGACGAUGACGAUGCCAUGCACGCAGUACUGGCCGCAGAAGCGGCGGCGGCCGCCAUUGCGAUGUCCGCCGGCCCGAGCGCGCUAACCGAGGACACAGCAGCCCAGCGAGAAGUAACGACAGCGGCGACGGCGGCGGCAGACACUGACAGUGAGACGCGACUCCGGAAGCAGAGCAGCAGUCUCUCUUCGUUCGGCUUUGACGCGGCUGUGGCGUUUGAGGCUACCGCGCUUAGCAGGCAGCUGGCAGGCGGGGCUUCGAGUGGGGCGCGCAGCAGGAGCAGCUUCCGCGUGGGUGUCUACCCGGCUGUGGAAGAGGCCGGUGAUGAGCAUGAGGAGGGCCCCAACUCGCCAUCGGUUGUGGCGCCAGCCGAUGCUGCUCCCCCUGAGGUGCUGCAGGCGGAUGCAGCCGCGUCCGUGGAGGCUGUUGAGGAUGUGGGUCAGGCUCCUUUGGUGGCUGCGGCGGAGGGCGACGUGGCGGGGGGGAUGCCCGAGGAGGCUAUGGAAACUGAUAUGCCAUCGCAUGAGGUCGACGUUAGCUGCGACGGCCCCGGCAAGGCGACCAGCGGCGUCAUGGAGGUCCUGCAAGAGCCGCCGAUGGAGCUGGAGCCCCCUGCCGAGUCCGCACCCGUUGCCAAGGAGGACGGCAGCGGGUCUGUUGCAGGCGCUGAUGAGGAGCUACCAACCGCUGAUGACGCCGAAGCCUGCCAGUUGCCAGAAGCGGUAGCGCCUGCUACGAGUGAGGGCCCUUGCAACGCUUCGGACGACUCCGGCACAUCCGGCACGAGCAGCGGGCCCGUCAGCGCUCAGCAGCCCGUACGGGCCGAGGAGCUCCGGCGCAAGACCCCAGCAGGCGCGGGUGCCGCCUUGCUGGCUGCUGCCGCUGCCGAGUCGGCAGCGUUGGCAACUCCAGGUUCACCGGAGCCGCAGCCGGCCAAGUACGCCCGUAUCUCCGCCGCCGUAACUGAAACCCCGGCGGCAGCCGAGGCCAGCGCCUCGGAUACGCCUGCACCUGUGCCCGCAGCGGAGGAAGAGGAAGCCAGCGCUGACCUUGCAUGCGCGCCGCUGGAGGAGCCGUCGUCGGCCAUGGACUUGGAGGGGGGCCCCGACGGCGGCGACGACACAACUGCGUUAGAUGAGGCGGAGAUCUUGAUGGCGGUUGAGGAGGAGGAUACGGCCGGUGCCACGGGGGAGCCACGUUCGGAGGCAGCCGGUUCAACUGUUGCUGCUGUGCUGGACUGCUUGAAUGCGGACGUGGAGGAAACGGAAGCCGAUGCGCCAGCCGCCGAUCCAGGCCAUGCGGCCGAAGAUGGUAAUGGGCUGUCCACCUCACUGGUUGCCUCACGGGCGUCCUCCAACGUGUCGGCAUUUGCGUCGCCUGGCGCGGUGGUGAUGGCGACGCAGGCGGCGACCCAAAGUUGCAUGGGCGAGACGGCUGCGGCUGACAACGGGUUGGUGCCCAUCGCCACCGGCGCGCUGCUUUCCGACGUGUUCACCCUCGCCAUUGAGGACGGCAUUCCGGAGCCGCCGCAGCCGGCACCACAGGUUGCUGAGCAGCAGCAGCCCCUCGACCCAAGUCCCGCUGCUCCAGCGGAUGCAACCCCCGGUGGCGACGUUGUCAUGGUUGAUGACAGCAUCGCUGCAGCGGCCGCUGAUAGCAGCGAGCAGGCAUCGCCUGAGCCUGCUGCUGGAGACGGUCCCGAAGCCGCCGGUGCUGGCAUGCCGGUGGACACGCCAGCGGAUGCUGCUGAUGGCAUGCCGGAGUCGCCAGCGGCAGCGGCUGCCUCCGUUGCUGAUGUGCCCGAGCAGCCGGCAUCUACCACCGAGUCCGCUCUGCCGCCGGCGCCCCUGCUUGUGUCUUCACACAGUGCUGAGCGUUCGCCCGUUCUUUCCCAGUCCCCCGCAGCCUCGCCGGCUCUGACGACGCCGGCUAUGGCGUCGUCAACGGCCACUGACAGCGGCUUGGAGCCGUCGGAGCAGCAGCCGCUGCUGCACGCCUGGCAGGUGCUUGCUCCUGCGGCAGGCGCCAGCGGCCAUGCAGCCGAUGCAGAAGGCGCGGCACCGGUAGUCCCGUCACGGUCAUCAUCGCGGUUGCUGCGCAGCUGCAGUAGCAGGCUUUGCCGGGUCACCACCUCCAAGGAUGAUGAGGAGGGCUCCGAGGCAACGCAGGCGGUCGCGGAGGGUGAUGAGCCGGGCACAGCAGCGGUCCUGGAGCCGAGCACAGCAGCGGCGCCGGAGCCGGGCGCAGCAGCCUCCAGUGGUGAUGAAGCUGGCCAGGACGCCAGUGGAUGCCAAGCCGCGGAGACGGAGGAGCUGCCUGUUGCCGCAUCGGAGGUGGAUGUUGCCGUAGAUAGCAUGGUGGUGACGGUGGAAGGAACGGCAGGGGAUGCCGCUGCGGGAGCUCCUGCUGGUUUCGGAAACGGCUUGGCGGCAGCGGUGGCGAAGAUCAUAGCUGGCGAUGACGAUGACAUGCCGGUCUCCGAUGCUGGACCUUCCAUGGUGCGGGAGGAGGAGGAGGAAGUCGCAGCGUCAGUUGCUCCCUUGGUGGUGGCGGCGGUGGCAGCGUCGUCGAGCGACGGGUCUGCGGUUGUGGAAUGUGCCGCGGUGCCUGACGCUGUCAAGGGCUACGAUGUUCCCUCUGGCAGCGACGAGGCGAUGGCGCAGAUUUCGCCUGUUGGUUCAGUGGACGCUGAGGCAGCAGCUGGCGCCGAGGGCGUAUGGCAGGGCAACCAGGAGCCAUCUUCCUUGGACGAUGCCAUGUCUACCGUUGACAACGCUGGCUGUCCGUCGGAGGCAGUGGAGGCCACAGGCGGCAUGGAGGUGGAAGCCGCCAUCACGACUGCAGCUGCGGCUGCCGGCGAAGUCGUUCAAGUCACGGAGACGGAGGCGGGUGCUCCUGGGAUGGACAGCAGCAACCGCCUGGAGGAGGCGCCGGUCGGGGACAGCGACCCGGCCGCAGCUGCUGAUACCCGCGAUGUCACCAUGGCAGAGGCAGCCGUCGAAGCAGCUGGCGAUGUCCUGUUGGGAACUCCUGCCACUAGUGUGGAAAGGCCCUCCGGUAUCAACGCCAACCUGGUUGCCCCGUCGAUACUGCAGGAGCUCCUCGGGGGCGUAGAGGCGGCAGGCGUGGAGGCGGCUGCUGUCGAGGCGAGGCUAGCUGCUGCUGCAGUGGAAGCUGAGGCAGCUAACACCGCAGCGGCUGACGAUGCUAUGGCCGAUGAGGCUAACACCGCAACGGCUGAUGCCGAUGCUCCGGCCGAUGAGGCUGUAGCACCUAGCGCAGCAGCGGCUGACGAUACCCCGGCCGAUGAGGCUGUAGCACCUAGCGCAGCAGCGACAGACGAUGCCCCGGCCGAUGAGGCUGUAGCACCUAGCGCAGCAGCGACAGACGAUGCCCCGGCCGAUGAGGCUGUAGCAUCUAGCGCAGCAGCGACAGACGAUACCCCGGCCGAUGAGGCUGUAGCACCUAGCGCAGCAGCGACAGACGAUGCUAUGGUAGAUGAGGCUGUAGCAGCUAGCGCCGCAACGGCUGACGAUGCUGUGGUAGAUGGGGCUGCAGCAGCUAACGCAGCGGCGAUGGACGAUGCCCCGCACGAUGAGGCAGGCGUGGCGGCUGCGGAGAGCUCUGGUGCGCCGGGGCCGGCUGAGGUGGCGAGCUCUGGCGCUGCUCCUAUGGACGGCUAUGUGCAGUCCGGGCCGCCCCCCUUAAUCCUGCCCACGCUCGUGUCAACCGGCGCUUGCAGCGUAGGAGUGGAACCCGCUGAGGAGCUGGUGCCUGCCUGGAAGGCCCUGCCAGGCAGCAACGCAAGCAGCCCUAGGAGCCCUGCCACCAGCGAUGCUGCCGGCCCUUCCCCCGGCUCUUCCCUAUCGCCCCUCGGCUGCCGGCGCUCCUUCAGGAACAUCCCUGUUUCCGCAGGCAGCAGCCGCCUCCGCCGCAGCACCUCCCACUCGUCGAUCAUGGGCCUGGGCGGUGAAGAGGACAAGGCCGCUGACUCGGGGAUGCAGGACGCAGAGCACUUGGAGCCCGCAUGGAAGGUCCUGGGGACUUCAUCUGCCGUAGCGGACACCCCUGAUGCGGUAGCGGCGGCCCGCAACACCCCGCUUGGCAAGCUGCCCAGCUUCCGGACGAGUCGAACAGGCAGCAGCCGCCUGUGCCGCGCGAGUCCCUUGGACGAUGACGGCGGCGAGGAGGGUGCCCCUGCAAGCGCGCCACAGGAGCUGGAGGAGGCGGCGGCCGCCCAACAGGAGCCGGAACGCGGCUUGGCUGCUUCAGCCAUGGUUGAGGACCGCAUGGAGGGGGAUGGCCCAGGAUGGCCGCACCCGGUGUUGGGAGCAUUGCAUGAGGAGGACGAAGGCCCCGAGGCGCAGAGGAUUGGCAGCUUGUCGUACUCCAUGCCUGGUGCUGACGUGCUGCAAUGUGCCGAUGGCCACCCUGCCCCAAGCGCUCAACCACGACUCGCAGGCACCAGUGAAGGCGGUGAUCGCAGCGGCCACGCCAGCUUCCGUCGCUCCUGCACGCUGGACCGCGGCGCCAGCAGCCACGGCGGCAGUCCAGAUCCCAUCCUUGCAGGCCUGCGCCGCUCCACUACAAUGGACCGAUCCGGUAGCUCCUCGCCGCAUGAGCUGCAUGGCAUCCUCCGCCGUUGCAGCACGAUGGAUCGGGGUGGCAGCCCGGGUUCCCGAGGUCAUGGUGCAACAUCGGAGAGCGGCGCACCCGCAGCCAUCCUGAUGGCGAGGCUUUCUAGCCGCCGCAUCACGGUGGACAGCAUGGGCACGGUGCCCCUGCCGCGUCGGUCGUCAGCUAAUGGCGGCGAUCCCAACGUCGACGCUCUGCGGCCGGCUUGGCAGGUGCUACCGCUCGCGUUAUCGCCAGGCAGUAGCACGCCCUGCGGAGGCGCUGCCGAGCCUGCAGGAGGCAGCGGUUGCGGCACUCCUGCCGGGCCUCCUUCCGCUGCCAACAUGAUUGCCAGUCUGCGCAGCAGCAGCCGGCUGAGCCGCAUGAGCAGCGGCAUUCCGGAGGAUCUGCUGGCGGAGUUGCGCGUGCAGGCGCAGGCAGCCGUCGGGCACCUGCAGGGUCCACACUACGGCCGGGACUACGGCGACGAUUUGUCUUCCGAGGAAGGCGGCGACGCAUCGGAUGACGACCCCCGUUCAUCAGCUGCGCACGGCAACCCCGCAGUGACCGGCGAUGGCGCUGGGGGCACGAUGCACGCAUGGAAGGUGCUGCCGCUGCGGGUGCCGCCGGCACCCUCGCACGAGCCGCAGGCCGGCAGUGGCGGCGGCAGCCCGCUGGGCAUGGGUUCGACGCCGCAACGCAGGUCUUCACUUGGAGGCCGACCUGCCUUGGUGGCAACACGCGCCACCAACGCCUCAAGCCGCCUGGCAGUGGCCUCUAACAAGCCGCCCGCGCUGCACGUCAACUUUGGAUCUCCGCCACCGUUGCACCCGGUGGCGUCAACGGUGGUGGAAGAGGAUGUUGCUGCGCCCGUUGCGGCCGACCGCCCAAGUGGUGAGCAGGAAGAGGCGCUCCCGCAAGCAUGGAAGCUGGUUGACUCCCCGGCGACAAGGGCAGCAGCGGAACCCCCUGCUGUGACGUUACCGUCACCUCUGCCUGAAGACGCAAGCACUGCAAGCCUUACGCAGCCCGUGCUGGGUCGCCGGCCGUCGCUCAAGCGAAGCAACAGCCUGGGCGGAAGCCGUCUAAGCCGCAGCAGCCUGUGCUCCGAGCCUGGGGAAGAUGCAGACCGCGAUGCCUUGUCUCCUGGCAGCGUUGCUCAACAUACGCCCCCAAGCAAGCUAGCCAGUCCAGGCGUUGCCGAGGCCGAGGCAGCUGGCAUUGCUGGCGAGAGCAGGUCCCCCUUGUCCAGCCCUCGCCUCAUGCGGCGCUCGCACUCGGACCGCUCCUCCUGGGCAACAGCCAUCGGCACAGAGGCGCCAGGUGCAGCAGAGGGCGCCAAUGUGGCAGGCGAGCGGCUUUCCCCAGGCCGCCACAGCCCGUCACGACCGCCCCUGCUGCGAGGGAACACCACUGGGUCUCUUUCAGUCCCGCCUGAGCUGUCGGACGAAGGCCACGCGAUGGGUGAAGCCACUCUCGCUCGCGCACUUGUCAGUCGUGGUUCAAUGCGCUCCGUGCGGAGCUCUGGCAGCCGCCUCAGCCGCAUGAGCAGCGCGCGGGACAUGGCUGACAGCGCUGCGGCUGCCUUGCAUGAGCUGGAUGACAUCAGGGAGGAGCGGACGACGCCUACGAGUGGCGAAAAUGGGCUCCCACUCACUGCUGCUGCCGAGGUGCAGGCGCCUGCAGCAGGCAGUGGCAGCGGGGGCGCUCAGGAGGCGGUUGACGACGGACAGCGACCGCAGCCAGUCGGCUCUGACGGCGCCGCCGGGGCCCAUUGUGCUUCGGAAGCCGCGGCUGCUGGCGUUGGGCAUGUCUUGGCUGAAACUCCAGGCUGUAAGCUCUCGCCUGGGUCAACGCGCCGUUCAUUCCGCAGUAACAGCGGCCGCAUGAGCCGUGUCAUGUCGCAGGCUUCAGACAUAGCGCUGGCGGAUAUCGUGGAGGAGGGCGCUGAGGGCGCCGCGGUGCCUGUCGUCACGCCAAAAUCGGGCCCCAUUGAUGGCCCCCGCUCCGACCACAGCGGGUCCCUGUUCACGGAUCGGUGUUCCCUGGGCCGUGCACCUCCUCCCGCGCCCAGCUCCGGGAAGGCACGCAUCGGCACUCCUGUCGCCAUGACGUUGCCCGGCGGGGCCGCCGCUGCUCACUCACAGUCGCCGGUGACCUCACCUACCGCGCUGGCUGCAGCAGCAGCAGCAGCAGCCACUGCCACAGUGGAUGCGGAUGCAGACGGCGCGCCGUUGCUGCCCGCAUGGAAGGUCCUGGCGCCGGUAGCCCCCAGCAGCAGCCCCAAGGACAGCGACCGCAUUGGCACAGCAAUCGACGCAGGCGACCAUGCCCCGCUUCCGGCCGCGGCACCAGGGUCGUCGCGGCAGGUGGCCAGCCGCAUGCAGCGGUCAAGCAGCCUGGGCAGCAGCCGCUUGAAACGCAUGACAAGCGGUGUGGAUGAGGCGGCUGCUGAUGCGGCGGUAGCAACAUCCCCAGCUACAGCGGCAGCCGGUAACGAUGCCACACCUGCAGCGGCGAGCGGUGCCGUGGGUCCCGAGCCGUCGGUGGCAGCUGCGGAACCAGAGGGCGCGGCAGAUGUGGCCGUGGCUUCAGCGACGGCGCCAGCUGCGGCAGAGGGUGCGGACAGCGGCUCGGCACCUGUCGGGAAUGCUGCUGCUUUGCCCGGUAAUGGUUCGGUCUCCACAGCCGGUCGCUCGAGUCUUACGCUUGCCAACAUGCCGAGUGCGCAAACAGACCAAGGCAGCCAGGCCGCCGGUGCCAUGCUAUCGGCGUCCUCGUUGCGGGCGGAUGCUGAGGCUCCCGCGGCACCAGCGGCGGCUCCCAAGGAGGAGGAGGAGGAGAAGGCGCAGCCGCCGGAGGAGAGCAGCCCACGGGAGAGUGCGGCAAAGGCAGAGGACGCGGCGGCUGCCGAAGCCGAUACAGCCAAGGAUCAGGCGCCGACGUGUGGCCCGGAUGUGACGGCCGAUAGUCCGGUUUCGAAGGAAAAGCGGAGUCGGCCGGCGCCUAAGAGCGGAGGUUUCUUAUCGUGUUUCUCGUGCUUCGGGAAGCCUGCUGCGGAUGCCUAGAGCGGAUGAAGGGUUGUGCGUGCUUGUGCGCCGGCACGUGGGGAGGCAGGGGCUUUUGAGAUGAUGGGUUUGUUAGGGGGCUUGUAUGUGGACUUCCAGUAACUAAACGCAUGUUUUGUUUGGCUUGUGCUUUGAAUACAUAACUGCUCGACAUCUUAGACAACCCAUACAGACACAGCACUUGCACUCGGCGGCGGUGAUUUUGCAACUAGUACAUGACAUUUUAGCCUGGCUUGGAUGGAUGGAGAACUCGAUGACGUCGUUUGUUUGUGCGCCCGAAGUAUGGUAUGUUGAUGGCAGGAAACUGUUAGUGGGCCUUGCAGCUCGGGGGGAAGCGAGCAGGGUCAAUCCAUGAUACUGUCCGCGCUUAAUGAUCUAGGGCUUUCGUUAUCCGGAAGCCAAAUGCGGGUUUGCGUGCAGCCGACUACAAAUUCCGGUGGCCUGAUGAGCAUGCGGGGUCCGGGUUUGCGGAAUAUCAUGAGCAUAUCGCAUGGAGUUGUACCAUGCGGAACCUGCUGGGCUUUAACAUCGUGUUGUAGACGAGGGAUGUGCCUCAUUGACGGGGAUGGAGGUGCUACUGCCCUGCCAAUUUUUGCUUCCAUGGUAUCGUUGAGGGAUCAACAUUUCGUAAAUUGAGUUCUUAUGGUACUCGAAAUGCGUGUAUGGUGCCGUGUAGCGGUAUGCGUUGUCCAUGCCUUCGCAUGGCUUGCUUGUAAACGGACAGGAAGCACUAGCGUGUAGGUAUUCUUCCCUUCUAAUCGCAGCUUGACUGCACAUACAUCUUACGCAUCGGACUCUUCCCA